Cannabis sativa is the source of this 1285-nucleotide messenger RNA. Its product is annotated as 29 kDa ribonucleoprotein A, chloroplastic. The record is from RefSeq and is a predicted model, not a curated record. Gene Ontology annotation, molecular function: mRNA binding. Bases 109 to 1002 code for a protein of 297 amino acids. The transcript is spliced from 4 exons. Lineage: Eukaryota; Viridiplantae; Streptophyta; Magnoliopsida; Rosales; Cannabaceae. Gene Ontology annotation, cellular component: cytosol.
CGUCAGCUUCAACACCCAUAAACCCAUACUCCCUUUUUCUCUUCUAUACCACCAUGAACCAUUAUUAUUAUAUCCCCAAAUUAUUAAACUCACCAAAAUAAUCAAAACAUGGCUGCAGCCACCGCCACCGCCACCGCCGCCGCCGCUGCCGUGGCCUCUUCCUUCUCUCCAUCAAUCCACACCACUCUCCAAUGCCACCGCUCCAAUCUCUUCAACCUCAAAAUCAUCUCUCCUUCCUCCCGCUUCUCCGCCGCCGCGUUCUCCUAUUCCCACUCCGCCGCCGUCGAUUCGGCGCCCAUCGGCGGCGUCUCUUUCGGUUACAAGUGGCGACUUAUGAGGGUGAUCGCCGCCGUGGCUCAGGACGAGGUGGCUGCCGUGACCGCCGAUGAGGUGGCUGAUGAAGCCGAUGAGGUUGAGGGAGCUGACGCCGCCGAAUCUGUGGAGGAAGCCGAGCCGGAAGCCGCGGCGAGUGGUGAGAAUACGAAGCUUUAUUUUGGGAAUCUUCCGUACAGUGUGGAUAGUGCUCAACUUGCUGGUAUAAUUCAAGAUUAUGGGAGCCCUGAGCUUAUUGAGGUUUUGUAUGAUAGAGACACAGGGAGAAGCAGAGGCUUUGCAUUUGUAACAAUGAGCACAAUUGAAGAUUGUAAUGCAGUUAUCCAAAAUCUUGAUGGAAGUCAAUACAUGGGAAGGAUGCUGAGAGUGAACUUUUCAGACAAACCGAAACCGAAAGAGCCUUUAUAUCCCGAAACAGAGUACAAGCUUUUUGUAGGGAACCUUUCAUGGUCAGUGACAUCAGAGAGCUUGACUAAUGCAUUUCAAGAGUAUGGAAAUGUGGUCGGAGCUCGAGUUUUGUACGACGGUGACACCGGAAAGUCUCGAGGUUAUGGCUUCGUCUGCUUUGCCACCAAAGCUGAGAUGGACACUGCCUUAGAAUCUCUCAAUGGAAUGGAACUAGAAGGAAGGUCGAUGAGGGUGAGCUUAGCCGAAGGAAAACGUUCAUGAGAAAAAUCAGAAAAGGAGAAAGAAAAACAAAAAUGGGGAUGAAUGCAAUGCAUAGUCAUCUAGAUAGAUCACUUGAGAGAAUUGAACAACUACUUACUUGGAUUGGAUUGGAUUGCCUUUUUCUCAUCAUAUUAUUUCUUGUUGUGUAUAACUCAUCAUCAUCAUCAUUUUUCAACUAAUUCUGCAUAGUCUUAUAUUAUCUUCUAUUUAAUAUAUAUUGUUGAUCAUUAACAGUAGAAAUUUAAUUUUAUUACAGCAGCAGGCCUUUUUUUUUUCCUUCCAA